Nerophis lumbriciformis (worm pipefish) is the source of this 1488-nucleotide messenger RNA. Lineage: Eukaryota; Metazoa; Chordata; Actinopteri; Syngnathiformes; Syngnathidae. The record is from RefSeq and is a predicted model, not a curated record.
AUGAUUUCCAGGAAGUCCUAUUCAGUGGCAGGCUCCAGCAGUGGGUCCAGACGGUCUUUGGCAGGACCCCAAACCGGCUUCAGAUCCAGCUACACUCUCAGUUCUUCUGCUGGUGGUGCUUAUGGCGCUGGUGGUUUUGGUGCUGGUGGUGUUGGUGCCGGUGGUUUUGGUGCCGGUGGUUUUGGCGCCGGUGGUUUUGGCUCUAUGAGUUCUAGCUCAAUGGUUGGUGGUGGUUUUGGAGCUGGAGGAGGCUUUGUGGCACCACCAAUUACUGCAGUCACAGUCAACAAGAGUCUGCUGACCCCCCUGAGUCUGGAAAUUGACCCAACCAUCCAGGCUGUGCGCACCCAGGAGAAGGAUCAGAUCAAGACACUCAACAACCGCUUUGCUUCCUUUAUUGACAAGGUCCGUUUCCUGGAGCAGCAGAACAAAAUGCUGGAGACCAAGUGGAGCCUCCUGCAGGAACAGACCACCACCCGCUCAAACAUCGAUGCCAUGUUCGAAGCCUACAUUGCCAACCUGCGCAGACAACUCGAUGGGCUGGGUAACGAGAAAGUCAAGCUGGAGGGAGAACUGAAGAACAUGCAGCUCCAGGUGGAGGACUUCAAGACAAAGUAUGAGAAUGAAAUCAACAAGCGCACAGGUGCAGAGAAUGAGUUUGUCCUCUUGAAAAAGGAUGUUGACAAUGCCUACAUGAACAAGGUGGAGCUGGAGGCCAAAGCCGAUGCUCUUCAGGAUGAAAUCAACUUCCUCAGAGCUGUCUAUGAGGCUGAACUUCGGGAGCUGCAGUCCCAGAUCAAGGACACCUCUGUCAUUGUGGAGAUGGACAACAGCCGUAACCUUGAUAUGGACGCAAUUGUGGCUGAAGUGAAGGCUCAGUAUGAAGAUAUCGCCAACCGCAGCAAGGCUGAGGCGGAAAACUGGUACAAACAGAAGUAUGAGGAGAUGCAGAACUCUGCUGGACAGUACGGUGAUGACCUUCGCUCAACCAAGGCUGAAAUUGCAGAGCUGAACCGCAUGAUCGCCCGUCUCCAGAAUGAAAUUGAGGCAGUAAAGGCACAGAGGGCUUCCCUAGAGGCCCAGAUCGCAGAAGCUGAAGAGCGCGGUGAGUUGGCAGUGAAGGAUGCCAAGCUCCGCAUCAAGGAUCUGGAGGAAGCCCUUCAGAGAGCCAAGCAAGACAUGGCCCGCCAAGUGCGUGAAUACCAGGAGCUGAUGAACGUCAAGAUGGCCCUGGACAUUGAAAUCGCCACCUACAGGAAGCUGCUGGAAGGAGAAGAGUACAGACUGGCCUCAGGACCCUCCAGUGCAACUAUCCAUGUGCAACAGUCUUCCGGUGGUGGAUUCUCCAGCUCCAGCGCCGCUGGUGGAUUUGGUUUCGGUGGAAGCAGCAUGGCGGGGGGUUAUGGUGGCAGCAGCAUGGCCGGUGGUUAUGGUGGUUCUGUCACAAAGUCCAGUGUGUCUACAACCAGCUCCAGAAGAUACCUUUAA